UUAUAUUUCUUUUGUCACGUUGACUUCUUAUCCGAGUUAUAUUAAAAACAGCAUACACUGAAAUAAUCAAGACAUAUGCAUUUGGAUUGAAAACAGCAGGAGAAAGCUUUCAAUGGAGAAGAGUAAUGGCCAGCGAGUGAUUCUGUUUCCACUUCCAUUGCAAGGCUGCAUCAACCCCAUGCUUCAGCUUGCAAUGAUCCUCCACUCAAGAGGUUUCUCCAUCACUGUGAUCCACACGCGCUUCAAUCCCCCAAAACCUUCAAGCCACCCUCUCUUCACCUUCUUACAGAUCCCAGAUGGCUUGUCUGAAGCUGAGACAAGAACUCACGAUGUCACACUUCUCCUAACGCGUCUCAACCGAAGCUGUAAGUCUCCGUUUCGUGACUGUUUGACUAAACUGUUGCAAUCUGAAACAGCGGAAGGGAAACAGAGGAUUAGCUGUUUGAUCCAUGAUGCUCAAUGGAUCUUCACACAAUCACUCGCUCAUAGUUUGAAUCUCCCGAGAUUGGUCCUCAAUACCUAUAAAGUCUCUUUCUUUCAUGGCCAUUUCGUUCUUCCUCACCUCCGCCGCCAAAGAUUACCUCCAUUGCAAGGUCCCAUCACAAAUUCAGAACAAGAUGAUCCAGUAGAGGAGUUUCCACCGCUUCGAAAGAAAGAUCUUUCACAGAUUCUCGAUGAAGAAACAGAGCUCUUAGACUCGUACUCAGAUAAGAUCUUGGAAACGACAAAGACGUCUUCUGGUCUUAUAUUCGUGUCAUCUUGUGAGGAGUUGGAUCAAGACUCACUCAGCCAAGCACGUCAAGAUUUCAAAGUCCCUAUCUAUGCAAUAGGACCUUCUCAUAACUACUUUCCAGGCUCGUCUAGUAGCUUGUUCACACCGGACAGCACUUGCAUCCAGUGGCUUGACAAACAAGAAGACAGAUCCGUGAUCUACGUGAGUUUCGGUAGCUUAGCGAACAUGAGCCGUUCAGAGUUAAUUGAGAUUGCUUGGGGUCUAAGCAACAGCGACCAACCCUUCUUGUUGGUCGUUAGGGUUGGUUCAGUCAAAGACGCAGAAUGGAUCGAGACGAUCCCUGAAGAACUUAUGGAGAGGAUUAAGGAGAAGGGGAAGAUAGUGAAAUGGGCGCCGCAACAAGAGGUUCUAAAGCAUAGAGCCGUUGGAGGAUUCUUGACACACAAUGGUUGGAACUCGACUGUUGAGAGUGUUUGUGAAGGUGUCCCUAUGAUUUGUUUGCCUUUUGUGUGGGAUCAGUUGCUGAAUGCAAGAUUCGUUAGUGAUGUGUGGAUGGUGGGGAUUCAUCUAGAGGGUCGGAUUGAGAGGAAUGUGAUUGAAAGAGCGGUAAGGAGAUUGUUGUUGGAGCCAGAAGGAGAAGUGAUACGAGGGAGGAUGAAGCUUCUUAUGGAGAAAGUAAGAAGAUCUGUUAAACAAAACGGUUCGGCAUAUCGAUCUUUAGAACAGUUGGUUGAUCGUCUAUCAUCUUUCUAGCUAUAUGUUCGUAUGUUGAUUUCUUCGUCAUUUUUUGUUUUGUUUUGCAAGUAAUAAUUUGUCUGUGUUUGGCAUUGCUAGAAGAA
Molecule: messenger RNA, 1572 nt
Organism: Brassica oleracea var. oleracea
Lineage: Eukaryota; Viridiplantae; Streptophyta; Magnoliopsida; Brassicales; Brassicaceae
Product: UDP-glycosyltransferase 76C4-like
Exons: 2
Coding region: 113-1486 (457 amino acids)
Molecular function (GO): UDP-glycosyltransferase activity
Source: RefSeq, a predicted model, not a curated record